Molecule: messenger RNA, 585 nt
Organism: Suillus subaureus
Lineage: Eukaryota; Fungi; Basidiomycota; Agaricomycetes; Boletales; Suillaceae
Exons: 1
Coding region: 1-585 (194 amino acids)
Biological process (GO): DNA strand elongation involved in mitotic DNA replication; DNA replication
Cellular component (GO): GINS complex
Source: RefSeq, a predicted model, not a curated record
AUGACGGACACGCGUCAGUUCGGUGAUCUUGCCACUCAGCUCAUCGCGGAAUCUCGUAGAUCGACCCUAACAGACACUCUUCUCAAAUAUAACGACAAUCUUGUUCGAUCCAUCAUCCGGGAACAACGCGAUCUCGAAAAAAUGACCGAAACCAGUCAGAACGUCACUCCAGCGAUGCUCAUCUAUCAAACAACCAUUGUACGAAACAAGAGAUGUCUCCUAGCAUAUCACAAGCACCGUAUGGAUAGAUUGCGCGAUAUGUAUUGGACCACUGGAGGCGCUUUACCGCAUAUUUUGAGCAAUCAGGAUAUUCGCGGCAAACUCUCUCCUCAUGAAGUCGACUUCCUUCGCCAGUACAGCACGUCUGUGAUGGAUUAUCGUGCUGGUUUUUCCAACGAGCUCGAUAUCACAGCCAGUAUCACCCAUCCGCCCAAAGACUUGCAUGUGCUGGUUCACGUUAUCAGGGAUUGUGGGAUCAUACAGACAGAGCUUGGGACCAUCGAUUUUCAGAAGGGGCAGAGAUUCAUGGUUAGAAGGGCUGAUAUCGAACACCUUAUUGUGCAAGGUUAUCUUGAGGAGGUUUGA